AAAAGAAGUUGUAUUACGACUAAAAAAAAGGUUCAGCUCAAUAACUGCAUUUAGUAUUUUGCAGGACAGUGUUGUCCUUGUUGUCAGCUGUUUCGACGCGAAUGUCACAUUGGAUGAAAACACUUAAAAAUACUGCGCGGUGAAAAUGCAUUAUAAAAUGUAAACAAAAAUUACUGCAGCUUUUUAAAAACAUUGCACUGCAAUCUGUAUAUUUAAAAGUGUGUUUUUCUUGAACUCUAAGUGAAUGUGAAACGAAAGCAAAGCGGAACAGAAUACAGAAGUGAUGAAAUGAUGAAAUUGUAUCUUACAACAAUAAUACUUUUAUGCUGUGAGCAAUUUGCCAAAACCAUCACUGCCCAAGGAAUGCCAAUAAGUCCGUGUCCCAAAAUGUUUCAAUAUCGCUUCGAUGGUGUCGAAUGGUUUGGUUUAAUUGCGGUACGAAAUCCCGAGGUACACGGCCUCCAACUCCGCGUAAUCCUUUCGAUGCGCGGCAAGCCAACAACUAACUAUCUUGGCGAAAUUGAGCUACUUACUCGUGGUCAAUUUACAAGUAAUGCGCCUGUUCUAUAUAAAAUUCGCUUUCCCAAACAUCAUUUUCCUCCCAAACUUGUUCUUAUCUCAACAAAUAAUCGCGUUAUUUGUUUUGGUUCUGCCGAUCAUAGCAUCUUUAUGACACAAAUUCAACUGGAGCAUACGCGAAAACUUUCAUUCAUACCCGAUAAGAAAACGUCAAGCCUGAUUGUUCCUUCUGGGGGAAAUUUGGAAUCCGAAAUGGCAGUUGGUAAGGAGAUGCCAGCGAAUCAUGAGUUUGGCUCUAAACAACUGCCUCACAUCCAGUUUAAGAAAAAACCAUUUCAUUCGCCUGUUGAAAUUUGCGGCAAGAUUGAUAGAAGUCUUGACUUUCGAUUACCCAAAAGUGAUUUGAAUGAUGAGUCCAGAUUCACCAGCUCAGACACCAGCGUCGGUGACACUAAUCGAUCGCAGUCACAGUCUCCCAUUUUCGUUUCGCCCGGCGAUUAUGACUAUGAUGGUGAGAACGUUUUGGAUGAGGUCGAAGUGGAUGCGGAUGACUCGGUAAUAUUCAUUGAUGAUCCACCCACGACGACAACUAGUAAAACUCUGCCAUCGCUGACACGUGGAGCUUGGCCAUGGUUAGCGGCAAUUUAUGUGAACAAUAUCACAUCAUUGGACUUUCAAUGCUGUGGCACGCUUGUUUCGUCACGCGUUGUCAUCAGUUCGGCGCAUUGCUUUCAAAUGUUCAAGCAUCGUUUGACGGCAAAUGAGGUGCUUGUCUUUCUGGGUAGACAUAAUCUCAAAAACUGGAACGAAGAGGGCUCUUUGGCAGCGCCCGUCGACAGCAUCUACAUACACUCCGACUACAAUCAACAGAUCAGUGACUACGACGCGGAUAUCGCUGUCCUCGUACUUAAGGAUGAAGUGCGAUUCAACACUUUCAUACAACCAGUCUGCCUUUGGUCGGGUUCCAGCAAGACGGAAUACAUUGUGGGCGAGCAUGGCAUUGUGAUUGGCUGGAGUUUUGAUAGAAGUGCAGCAAAUACAACGAAACACAAUUCCGAAUUAACCGAUACGUCAAACAACGAAGCGGAUGCUAACAACAGCAAACCAAAGGUGCUCAAAGCACCAAUCGUUUCCAAUGAGGUCUGCGUCAAGGCAAACGCUGACUUCAAAAGCCUGCUGUCCAGCCGAACAUUCUGCGCCGGCGUCAUGGUGGACACGAGCACUCAGAGGCAAGGUGGACGUGCCAUACACUCGGGUAUUUCGGGAGCUGGAUUAAUGAUCAUGAAGAACAAUCGCUGGAUGCUUCGUGGCACUGUUUCAGCUGCAUUGCCUUCGGGUCGCAAGAGAUCACCAUCCGGCAACAAUGACGCUGAACAUUGUUGUGGUGAUCAAUAUCUAAUUUACGCAGACGUUGCAAAGUUCAUCGAUUGGAUAAUGGCCUUUAUUAUAUAGUCUGAAGUUAUUGAAUUGAAUUUUGAAUUUGCGAAUACUACGUAUUUAUUAUGUAUGUGCUGUGAUAACUCUAAUUGAAUAUGUAACUGCAAGUUGUCAACGUGCUGGAAUUAUUCUAAGCUAUUCUACCUAAGAUUACCUAAAAUGGCGGAUUUAUGUGUAUAUUUUUAUUGCAGUGCCUACCAUAAAACUAACGCUUAACUUAUUUUAAAUUGCUUUUAUGACAGGCCCAAUACAGUCGA
Drosophila albomicans is the source of this 2213-nucleotide messenger RNA. RefSeq names its product serine protease gd. The coding region runs from base 289 to 1971 and encodes 560 amino acids. Lineage: Eukaryota; Metazoa; Arthropoda; Insecta; Diptera; Drosophilidae. The transcript has 5 exons. Gene Ontology annotation, molecular function: serine-type endopeptidase activity. The record is from RefSeq and is a predicted model, not a curated record. Gene Ontology annotation, biological process: proteolysis.